GGAGGGCCGAGCGGCCUAUAUAAGCCGGUGCCGGCCGCCUGCCGUUGGCCGCAUCCACCGGAGCACAACCCUCCUCCCUCGAAGGCCUCGGCUCCACUCUGUCCCCACCCAUUCCGCAGCUCCCACCAAACCAAGAGCGGCACCAUGGCGUCGGCGGCGAAGGAGGAGGUGAUCGGAAAGCUCACCGUCCGCGUGGUGCGGGGCGCCAACCUGGCCAUCGCCGACCCGCUCACCCACACCAGCGACCCCUACGUCGUCCUCCAAUACGGUUCCCAGAAGGUGAAGACUAGUGUCCAGAAGAAGAAUCCCAAUCCAGUAUGGAAUGAAGUAUUGCAGAUCUCAGUCACAAAUCCUACCAAGCCAGUGAAACUUGAAGUUUUCGACGAGGACAAAUUCACAGCAGAUGACAGCAUGGGUGUGGCUGAGAUCAACAUAAUUGACAUCUACGAUGCUGCAAAGAUGGAUCUAAAGCAUGCCUCCGACGGGACCAGGAUCAAGACAAUCUACCCAGUUGGUGUAAACUACCUUGGCGGUGAGAGCCAUGUUUCAUGGAAAGAUGGCAAGGUUGUCCAAGACUUGAUUCUGAAGCUGAAGAAUGUUGAGAGUGGCCUGAUCGUGCUGCAGCUGGAGUGGGUUCAUGUUCCUGGUGUUAAGCUGUGAGCCAUAUCUAAAUAAUGGUCGUGAUCGCUUUUAUGGAGCUACAUCUGUAGUUGGUUCCAGUUCCCAGUGUCACAUUGUAAACUAUGUGCCGGAUGUUGUGAUUUGCAGUGUAUGUGUGAUGUGUGCGCUGUUGAUUUGAGUGUAAUGUUUGUGUUAUAUUUGAGUACUUCCUGGUGUGGGUAUGAUGUUUGUGUAUCAACAAUAAGAAACGCCCAGUUGACUUGGCUGGAGUGAGUUGUAAAUUAAAGAAUUUAGAACUGAAAUAGAAGCAACUGGUUGUUACUUGGUUUGAGUAAA
Molecule: messenger RNA, 957 nt
Organism: Phragmites australis (common reed)
Lineage: Eukaryota; Viridiplantae; Streptophyta; Magnoliopsida; Poales; Poaceae
Product: GTPase activating protein 1-like
Exons: 3
Coding region: 145-660 (171 amino acids)
Source: RefSeq, a predicted model, not a curated record